Daldinia decipiens is the source of this 1523-nucleotide messenger RNA. RefSeq lists its product as uncharacterized. The coding region runs from base 292 to 1062 and encodes 256 amino acids. Lineage: Eukaryota; Fungi; Ascomycota; Sordariomycetes; Xylariales; Hypoxylaceae. The record is from RefSeq and is a predicted model, not a curated record. The transcript has a single exon.
CAUACCUUCACCAGCAAACACUAUGAUCACAGGCAAUCUCUUUUUAGGCCCGGCGGUGAUGCCGAGCCCAUUUACCAUACAAUAUGACGUGAAAUUCCGCGCUGUCAAACUUCACGUCGCUGUCCCUAUUUCUUCAGCUUCGCGCUCUUUCGUUGUCACUUAUCACAUCAGACAGGCCUGAUAGCAUUCAUUCAUUUUCAGCGCGCAAUCAUUCGUUUUCUAGAAGAACCUUAUUUUUAAUAAUAUCACUCUACAUAGCAUAUCUUAUCAUUCAUUUAUAAAUCCGGCAAAAUGUUGGCAAAACAGCAAACCGCAACUCUCCUAUACGCCGCCCUCUUCGGCUCUUCCCUCGUGCAGGCCGCGUUCCCGACCUGCAUCACGAGCUGUGUCCGACAGAAUGGCUGCCCUCCCACCGACGUGGACUGCAUGUGCAAGAAGGUUAGCGGCAACUUUUUAUCCGACGUCGUGGUGUGCAUGAACCAGUGGUGCUCGUCCGACACCACUCUCACGGACUUGGUCGGCCCCAUUCAGUCCAACUGCGACAUCCCCAAGUCCGCCCUCCAGGCCGCCGAGAGUAAGGCCGCCUUCGAUACAGGCUCUAGCUCUGAUUCCGCUUCUUCCUCUGACGAGAAGCCCACCUCUACUGGUGGAUCCUCCACCGCGAAGCCCUCGGUCAUCAUGAGCGUUGGCGCACCUUAUAAGAUCGACGGUCCUACCUCGUCUACCUCGGGCCCGGCGCCUACUGGCAGUGCUACCAAGGGCUCUGCCUCCAGCAUCGUUUUGUCUGACACCACUGCUGUUGUUGGUCCGGCUCCCACUGCUUCUGAGUCUCUCCUAGUUGCUGCUACCACGUUUACUUCCAGCGCCGCCGCCAGCACCCCCACCAGCAGUUCUUCCGGCUCUAGCUCUAGCUCCAAUUCCAGCCCUAGCUCCAGCUCAGACGGCACACCCGGCAGCGUCCCCUCCGGCAACUCCACGGAAGAAGGCUCCGCCUCUAGCAGCCAGGCCUCUCUUCUCGCCGCCGUUCUCGCCGUCGGUGCCGCCAUGGCUUUCGGCUGGUAAUCGUCAGCCGGCUAGCCAGUCUAGUAGCGGCUCUUACUGGCAUAGGGGCCGCGUAAACACGAUGUCAUUUUUUCCCAUUCCAAAUGUACGUAUUGCGUCAAUGUAUAAUAAUACCCUAGAAAAAAAAGCGGCAAUGGACUACCAUCGAUAAACUUUUUUGCUGUGCCGGGCCGGCAAGCUGGUAGUCUCGCAAGACAUUGCUGUAACAGACAAACAGACGGAUAGACUCGAGUGCAGCUAGUUGGUUACCUAUUAGUUGGUCUGUCUGGCGGCGGGGAGAAGAGCGAUCUGCUUGCGGCUCGCGCGGUGGAGAUACCCUGAUGCGGAGGUGCUGCCUCGGUUGUUGAUUUUGAUGUUGAUAUUGAUAGUGAUAGUGGAGAUAAUUAAAACAGAAGCUCGAUUAUGAGAGAUAUCUCGCUGGCUACCUGCUUCGUGAUGUGUUUGUACUGAGGAGUUAAUGC